Molecule: messenger RNA, 2675 nt
Organism: Micropterus dolomieu (smallmouth bass)
Lineage: Eukaryota; Metazoa; Chordata; Actinopteri; Centrarchiformes; Centrarchidae
Product: GDNF family receptor alpha-4-like
Exons: 8
Coding region: 1-1437 (478 amino acids)
Biological process (GO): nervous system development
Cellular component (GO): signaling receptor complex; external side of plasma membrane
Molecular function (GO): signaling receptor activity
Source: RefSeq, a predicted model, not a curated record
AUGGUGCCAUCCAUACCGGCCCUGGGUCAAACCUUACUUGCAGCAGUGCUGCAAGCUGGGUUUCUGGGCAUCACAGAGACGGCAGUUCACUUCCAAGCCAUACUAGAGACUAAGGUUGGGCUGAUAGAUGGUGCCAUCGUCCAUCAGCGAUGGCUCACAGAUGGUCGAUGGUUGAGCAGGCAUUGUGAUUCUCUGUUAGAGGUUAUACUGGCCAGCAGAGACUGCUUGGUGGCUGGAGACUCAUGCUCGAGUGAUGAGGCUUGCAGCCCACGUCUGCGGACUUUGCGUCAGUGUGUGGCAGGCAAUGGCAGUAUGAAACUGGGUCCUGGUGCCAGGAGCCAGUGUGCCAACGCGGUGUCAGCCCUACUGUCCAGCCCCUUACAUGGCUGCCAAUGUAAACGGGGCAUGAAGAAGGAGAAAAACUGCCUGAGCAUUUACUGGAGCCUUCAUCAGUCCAUCAUACAUGGACUCAACCUGGUGGAGAGUUUUCCUUAUGAGACAGUGCACAGGGACUACGACUAUGUGCGCUUGGCCUCUAUUACAGCUGACUCUGAUGUUGGCAUGACAACUGUGAAUCGCUGCCUGGAUGCAGCCAAGGCUUGCAAUGUGGACGACUUGUGCCAGAAGCUCCGCACAGAAUAUGUCUCAGCUUGUAUCAAACCCACUGCCAAGUCGGGCCUGUGCAACCGGCCUAAAUGCAACAAGGCUCUGCGCAGGUUCUUUGACCGUGUUCCUGUCGAUUACACACACGAACUGCUCUUCUGCCCCUGUACGGACACGGCGUGCGCAGAGCGUCGAAGGCAGACUAUUGUACCCAGUUGCUCUUAUGAAAGCGUGGAAAAACCCAACUGCAUUACACAGAUGAGGAUCUGCAAUGCAGACUAUGUGUGCAGGUCUCGCCUGGCACAGUUUCAGUACGACUGCGAACCCUACGAAAUGUCUGUCAGUGGCUGCAAGCAAGGGAACUAUGGAGCUUGUCUCGUUGCCUACACAGGGCUCAUAGGAAGUAUAAUAACUCCCAACUAUGUCGACAACUCCACGUCCAGCGUGGCUCCGUGGUGCUCCUGCUCAGCCAGUGGGAGCCGGAGAGAAGAGUGUGAUAACUUCCUGGGAUACUUCACCGACAACAUCUGUCUUCGAAAUGCUCUUAUGACGUUUGGAAGUGAAUCAGACCAGCAGCCGACUCUCAGCCAGUCCAGUACACCCAGCAGCAGGGAAAAUAUCAACACUGUUUCUCCACCAGAAACUAUUGAAACUAUGAGGAACAUUCUGGAUACAAUAAUACCAACACAGGCCCUGAGAAAUGAUCUACUUGUGGGCCAGUCCACCCUGCCAUCCAACAGCCUCCCAAACUCAGCUUCACCUCCCAGCCCAAUGCUUCCAGCUGCCUUUGGCCCUCUGUUGAUGUUCCUUCAUCUGCUCAUCAAUGGAUACUAAAGACUGCAGGGGUUUGUGCCGAGGACCCUCCAAAUACCAAGCAGAUGGGAGGACCAGCGCAGUUCAGAGGAAAAUGGACUGUGUGGCGUUACUCCUCCCUCUAAAUAUGUACAGCAAUUCUGUUUUUCUAUUUUUGUGUCUAUGUGGUCCACCUGCCGGUGUUGUUUCUCAGAGUGUGGGAGACUUGUGCAGGCCGACGGCCAGUCUGUGCAUUUGUACAUUGUUGUUGCGAUCAAAUCAAGCUGAAAUGAAGUCUGAAUACCGCUUUUGUGGAUUAACCCAGCUCUCAGCUAUCCAACUGUAUCCAUUUUCAAGAGUUAUUAAGAAAAUAUAAUGCAGAUAUGUAUGACACAAAGAGAUGAAGUAUGUCAGUACCUGUGAAGAUUUAUAUUAUCAACAGAAGCUCUUAUUUGAAAUAUUGUAAGAGGAUAUGGUUGGAGAAAACCAGUGAAAUUUGUGUGUGCUCUGAACUCAGUGAUUGGAAAGCUGCUGGAGUAUUUGGGGCUACCUCUUUCCUCCAGUGACUGAAAGAAGACCAUUAUUUCCUGAUCAAUACUGGAAUAGUGGAGAUACAGAGAGACAAUAGAGCUACAUUUUGCUCGGACAUUUUUGGCAAAUGCCCUGAUUCUUAUUCUUAUGUAUCCAUUGGCACAAUCUAGAUGAGAUGUGGCAAAGCAGAGUAUAUAAAAUAAACCCUGACAUAAUAAUCGUUGUCUCCAUUAAAACUGUUGCCCUUCGUCAAACUGUCUCACACCAGUUUAUCUGUAAUUGCUAAAGCUACAGCAGCUGGUUAUGGAAAAGUCUUUGGUCUUUAUCAGCAUUGCCAGUUUCUUGGACUUGAAAGGAAAUAAUCAGACUAGCAGUAACUCUUACCUGUAGCUGCUGUAUUAUGUGUUUGUGAGCUUAAUACCCUUUUAUUUCUCAUUGUGUAUGUGAACAUUGCUAUUAGGGGGCUCUUGAGUUUUUAUGCCAGAGAGGGAAGUGAAUGGUUUGACUUAUCGAGUGUCGCCAGCACCAAUAAGGAGUUUGCUUGAGAUUAGACAGUUAUGAAUGAUUCAGUAUUUCCUGUUAUGGAAACAUGCACGUGAAUUCUGAACAGGACCAGAUGUGCUGCAAAUAAAAGUUCCCAGAUCAUUAUGUUUACACAUCAGUAUCAUUCAACCUUUUCUUUUAUGACAAAUGCUUUGUUUGGUGCUGUUGAAGUGGACGUUCUCAGUUAAGUCUUCUGUGGAGACAGA